Dendronephthya gigantea is the source of this 633-nucleotide messenger RNA. RefSeq lists its product as uncharacterized. The record is from RefSeq and is a predicted model, not a curated record. The transcript has a single exon. NCBI's taxonomy places the organism in Eukaryota, Metazoa, Cnidaria, Anthozoa, Malacalcyonacea, Nephtheidae. Bases 1 to 633 code for a protein of 210 amino acids.
AUGAAAACUAAGUCUAAACCAUCAGCUCAAAAUACCAGUCAACUAAAUGCUCCGGAUGCAAAUACCUCUGGCUCUGGCAGGAUUGCAAAUACCUCCAACAUUGAAACAACGAGACAGGGCCAGAAACAAUCAGUUGUUAUUGCAGGAGACUCAAUUAUUAAAAAUAUUAUCGGUCCGAAGAUGAAUGCUGAAGAUCCUAAUCAUUAUUUUAUUGUAAAGCUGUUCCCUGGAGCAACAGUCACAGACAUGGAGGACUUUGUCAAGCCACUAACAAGAAGAACACCGGACAAGAUGAUUUUACAAGUUGGAACAAACGACCUAAGUCAUUGCACGCCAAAAGUAAUAGCUGACUCUAUCGUCAACAUUGUAACGCAAGUAAAAGAAGAUUCACCAGGUACAGAUGUUGGAAUAUCAGCCAUUCUGGUAAGGUCUGAUAAUCAUGACUUAACUGUUAAAGCUACUCAGGUUAAUAACAUUCUUAAAGGCUAUUGUAUUCGCAAAAAAAUUCCCUUCUUAAGUAAUUCAAAUAUGAAUGAAAGCCACCUAAACAUGAAGGGCCUUCAUCUAAAUGGACAAGGUAGGUUAGCUUUACAACAAAACUUUUUAGAUUUUGCUAAAUCUAUCUUAGAUUGA